GUCUAGGCAACAGAGCAAGACCCCAUCUGUAUAAGAAGACAUUAAUAUAUUUUUAAAAUUAAAAACAAAGAUAUAGCGUAUUAACAAGUAAAUUUGGAUACUGGAUUACUGAGAGUUUUGGUAUUUAAUGAUCAAAGAGAAAAUCAGAAUGUUGAUGGGGAAACCCCUGUGAAUAAUGCUACCAUCCCCUCUUUCUGGAGAGCCCCUUCCCAUAUUUUCCUCACCUAAUUCACUUCUGCUGUUGCUUUAUGAUUCAGCACAAACGGCACCUCCUGGAAGCUUCCCCUAAUUAUCUUCUUCCAUAAUAUAGGUUAGAGGCAUCCCCUUUGUAUUCUGUACCAUCCAGUGCUUCCUCCUGUAAUACCAUGUGUCCCUUGGAAUUAGAAUUGCAUUUUUUGCAGGACUGUAUCUCCCUCCAGACUGCGAGCUCUCCUUCGUUGUAGGCACAGUGCCUGGCACUUAGUAGGUGCUUAAUAAGUAUAUUUGAAUGAAUGAAUGACAACACCCAAAAAUUAUUUGGCUAGAAAAAGAAGCCAAUAAAGCCAGUAAGUGACUGUUAGCAUCAUUUAAUUGUAUGAUUGAAACAGAAUCUACUUUAAUGAAAUUUCAGGUUACCCUUGUGUGGAAGUGUGUGUUUAAAAUCAGUUUAUAGUGAAGUCAUAAAAGAGCCAGUUUAGAAGGGUUCUAGUAAGAAAUCUAUGAGGCAUACCUCUGAAUACCAGAAGGCUGUGUUUGAAAGCAGAAUGACUUUUUAUGAAGUUGCUCUUAUGUAGGGCUCAUCCCAAAGAAUCUUUGAAUUUUAUGCAGUUUUGCAGAUUAUAUCACUUUACCAAAAUGUGUUAAUUUUAGGUGGAUUCCAUUUAAAGCUUCAUUGCCCAAAUGCAUUUGUAUUUUCUUGGAAAAAUUGAGAGAAUUGUGUUUUUAUUGACUGGUUCCAGGUUCAGUCUGCAGCCCUUGAUGAGAUGUUUCAGCAGACCGAAGAUAUUGUUUAUCGCUAUCAUAAGGCAGCCCUUCUUUUGGAAGGCCUAACUAAGAUUCUACAGGACCCUGCAGAUAUUGAAAAUGUACAUAAAUAUAAAUGUAGUAUUGAGAGAAGACUGUCGGCGCUCUGCCAUAGCACCGCAACCGUGUGAGCAGCAGGCUCAUCCCAUGGACCGGUGGUGGGAACCUGAGGAAGAGGGGAAAGAAGGAAGAGCUUUUCCAUUUGGUGCUCCAAUGUCUCCUGCUGGACCCAUCUUCUGCCUAGUGGAAGGGAGCAAAAUUUCAAGAAACAGGUGAGGUUGAGCAGCUUGGUGCAACCCCAUGGGGCCUGGAGUUGGAGCUCCACAGCAAUGGAUUUCAGAGACCACCCUGAAACUCCCAGUAAAAAAGACUUCGGAGACAUGUUAAUAAACUCAAGCAUUCGAUCAACCCACUUUUAAGUUUUCCUGUUUGCUUGCUUGUUUUUGCAUAUGGCAGUGAGAUUGAGCAGCAGGGAAUUGUUUCAGUGGGAAGUGGGAGGACCCUCAAUUCUAGGUGUGCCCAGAGGACCUUCCCCCACCACAGGCCCUGCCAGCCUCCUGGGACCAGUUCCUUCACUGAUGGCAGUAGACAUAGCCCAUUUCUACUUUCUCCAGGAAUGCUCUUUAGAGGCUGCCCCACCGAGGCUGCGUGCACUCCCAUUCUUACCUCGGCCUGCCCAGCCUAGCGUUCAGUGCCGGUACCCUUUGGCUUACGCAGGAGGAGGACAGCAUGUAGAACCCCGUCUGCAGCCACCAAGUCCACCCAGUUGCUGCCUUCUCCUACCUUCUGUCCUAUUGUUCCCGUCUCAGCCCACAUGAGGGCCCUUGUUUACGUUGGCACUCCCACCCGCUACUACAGGGAGAGGCUGGGGAAGAAGAUAGUGGCCUGAGUCUGGCCGGAUCUCUGGAAGGCCUCUCCCAAGUCUCACGGACAAUAAAGUGACUUCCUGUCUAGCACAUGGUUUCCCUUCAGAGGCAGUGAUGGGAAACCUACAGCCAGGGCUUCUGAGGGGCCCUGGCUAGAGGCUAUUGCUCUGCUUCCUCUGGAAAAUUUCAGUGAAGAUGAAGGAGUCCCACCGUAUUCAUGAGGUUAUGCUCCAAGACCCCCCAGUGGACAUCUGAAACCUUGGAAAGUGCCAAACCAUGUGGCGCCUGCCCUCGGAGCAGGGGCCCUAAGUGUUAAGAGUCCUACAUCAUCUCCCAGGGGGCUGGUCCCUGCCUCCGGGACCAUCAUCCCUGGAGCAUCCUCCUGGACCUCUGGCAGCUUUGCCAUCCCCCAAACCCAGAGGCGGAGGUCCCAGGAAUCCGUGGAGCAGAGACACCAAGGUGGCCGUGGGGUGAGAGGCCUUGAUGAGCCGUCAGACUCCAUCACUGGAGGGAAGGCACCAUGAGCAAGAUCAGCGAGGCCGUGAAGCGCGCCCGCGCCGCCUUCAGCUCUGGGAGGACCCGCCCGCUGCAGUUCCGGAUCCAGCAGCUGGAGGCGCUGCGGCGCCUGAUCCAGGAGCGCGAGCAGGAGCUGGUGGGCGCGCUGGCCGCAGACCUGCACAAGAAUGAAUGGAAUGCCUACUACGAGGAGGUGGUGUACGUCCUGGAGGAGAUAGAGUACGUGAUCCAGAAGCUCCCCGAGUGGGCUGCGGAUGAGCCCGUGGAGAAGACGCCCCAGACUCAGCAGGAUGAGCUCUACAUCCACUCGGAGCCUCUGGGCGUGGUCCUUGUCAUCGGCACCUGGAACUACCCCUUCAACCUCACCAUCCAGCCCAUGGUGGGCGCCAUCGCUGCAGGGAACGCGGUGGUCCUCAAGCCCUCGGAGCUGAGUGAGAACAUGGCGAGCCUGCUGGCUACCAUCAUUCCCCAGUACCUGGACAAGGAUCUGUACCCAGUCAUCAAUGGGGGUGUCCCUGAGACCACGGAGCUGCUCAAGGAGAGGUUCGACCACAUCCUGUACACGGGCAGCACGGGCGUGGGGAAGAUCGUCAUGACGGCUGCUGCUCAGCACCUGACCCCUGUCACGCUGGAGCUGGGAGGGAAGAGCCCCUGCUACGUGGACAAGAACUGUGGCCUGGACGUGGCCUGCCGACGCAUCGCCUGGGGGAAAUUCAUGAACAGUGGCCAGACCUGCGUGGCCCCCGACUACAUCCUCUGUGACCCCUCGAUCCAGAACCAAAUUGUGGAGAAACUCAAGAAGUCACUGAAAGAGUUCUAUGGGGAAGAUGCCAAGAAGUCCCGGGACUAUGGAAGAAUCAUUAGUGCGCGGCACUUCCAGAGGGUGAUGGGCCUGAUUGAGGGCCAGAAGGUGGCUUACGGGGGCACCGGGGAUGCAGCCACUCGCUACAUAGCCCCCACCAUCCUCACGGACGUGGACCCCCAGUCCCCGGUGAUGCAGGAGGAGAUCUUCGGGCCUGUGCUGCCCAUCGUGUGCGUGCGCAGCCUGGAGGAGGCCAUCCAGUUCAUCAACCAGCGCGAGAAGCCCCUGGCCCUCUACGUGUUCUCCAGCAACGACAAGGUGAUUAAGAAGAUGAUUGCAGAGACAUCCAGCGGUGGGGUGACGGCCAACGAUGUCAUCGUCCACAUCACCUUGCACUCUCUGCCCUUCGGGGGAGUGGGGAACAGUGGCAUGGGGUCCUACCACGGCAAGAAGAGCUUUGAGACCUUCUCUCACCGCCGCUCUUGCCUGGUGAGGUCUCUGAUGAAUGAUGAAGCCCUGAAAGUCAGAUACCCGCCGAGCCCGGCCAAGAUGACCUGGCACUGAGGAGGGGCUGCUCCGCCUGGCCUGGCCACACUGUGUCCCAUUGGAGUGCGGACCACCCUCGCUGGCUCUCCUGGCCCUGGGAGAGUCACUCCUGCAGCCCCAGCCCAGCCCCGCUCCUCUGCUGACCUGCUGUCCUGUGCACACCCCACUCCCCCAUGGGCCCGGGCCUCACCACUCCAAGUCCCCACCCCAUUCUAGACCAAUAAAGAGAUGAAUACAAUUUUCUAACUCAGCAAA
This is a messenger RNA of Cercocebus atys (sooty mangabey), 3987 nucleotides long. RefSeq names its product aldehyde dehydrogenase 3 family, member A1 (gene ALDH3A1). Gene Ontology annotation, cellular component: cytoplasm. Gene Ontology annotation, molecular function: aldehyde dehydrogenase (NAD+) activity. Lineage: Eukaryota; Metazoa; Chordata; Mammalia; Primates; Cercopithecidae. The record is from RefSeq and is a predicted model, not a curated record. Bases 2389 to 3750 code for a protein of 453 amino acids. The transcript has 15 exons. Gene Ontology annotation, biological process: aldehyde metabolic process.